Messenger RNA from Oryza brachyantha (malo sina), 1983 nucleotides. RefSeq lists its product as uncharacterized. Lineage: Eukaryota; Viridiplantae; Streptophyta; Magnoliopsida; Poales; Poaceae. The transcript has 6 exons. Bases 100 to 1731 code for a protein of 543 amino acids. The record is from RefSeq and is a predicted model, not a curated record.
UUUCGAUUCGCCGUCGCGCUGCUUCGAUUCGGCUCGGUUUGGGUGUGGGAGGCGUUAGGGUUAGGGUUGGGGUUGGGGUUGCGGGUGAUCUAUCCCCUCAUGAUGGUGCAGCUGCCGAGCUCCGGGAAGCGGCCGGCCGAGCCGGGGGCGGGGGCGGGGGCGGGGGCGGGGGCGACGGUGAAGUUGGAGGCGGAGGAGAUGCGCGGAGAGGAGGAGGAGGAGGAGGCGGCGGAGGGUGGCCCGCUCAGCAAGCGCGCCAGGGCGGGGCAGAUGGCCGCGCCGCUGGCGCCGGCGCCGGCGCCGCAGCAGGACAUGUAUCACAAUGUACUUGACGAGCCUAGCCCAUUGGGUCUGCGGCUGAGAAAAAGCCCAUCUCUCUUGGAUUUGAUUCAGAUGAGGCUUUCUCAAGCAAAUUCAAGUGCAGGACAGUCUUCAGUAGACAAUUGCAAUUCUGAGCCUCCCAAAAAGAAAGACCUCAAAUCAGGCACAUCAACAGCUGGGGAGCGCUUGAAAGCUUCAAACUUUCCUGCAAAUAUUUUAAGAAUCGGCACAUGGGAGUACAUAUCACGGUACGAAGGCGAUUUGGUGGCAAAAUGUUACUUCGCAAAACAUAAGCUUGUAUGGGAAGUUCUUGAAGGUGGUCUGAAGAGUAAGAUAGAAAUUCAGUGGUCGGACAUUACUGCUUUGAAGGCAUCUUGCCCUGAAAAUGGAGAAGGAACCUUGGAUGUGGUGUUGGCCCGACCACCUCUCUUCUUCAAAGAGACGGAUCCUCAGCCAAGGAAGCACACAUUGUGGCAGGCUACAUCUGAUUUCACUGGUGGCCAAGCAAGUAUGAACAGGAGGCAUUUUCUACAGUGUCCUUCAAGCCUGUUGAGCAAAAACUUUGAAAAGCUUCUCCAGUGCGAUCAGCGGCUAAACCAAUUGAGUCAGCAACCAGACAUCAUUUUGGACUCUCCUGUGUUUGAACCCAGAUGCUCUAUAUUUGAGGACCCAGUUGAAUCGAAGUGCCAAGGCUUUACUAAUUUGAAAGAUGAACAUGAAUUAUCUGGAUUUUCAGGUUCUCUGUCACCCUGUGCUGGUUCAUCCAUGUCUGCUAAGAUCGAAAUCAAUGAUUCCAUUACAACACAAGCUGAAUUUCCCGCUCAACCAGGAAACCCAGGACCUAGUGCAGUGAACGUUCAGGGAGUCAGCAGAAACGUAAAUGGUGCCCAAGAAUUAAAUAUCCCUGGCUGGUGGAGUCAACUCAAAGUGCCUGGGCUUAGACCGUCUAUGUCAGUGGAUGAUUUGGUAAACCACCUAGGAAAUUGCAUCUCGGAGCAGAUCACAUCAGUCAAUCCUUCAUUGCCCAGCAAUGAGGUGCCAACAAAAGAAACGCUGGAGGAGAUUGCUCAAUACCUUCUUGGUGAUGCACAAGGUCCACCGGCAUCAACAUCCGAUGAGAGAUCACUGAUGGCUAGGGUGGACUCCCUCUGCUGCUUGAUUCAGAAAGACACACCACCAGUGGCCAAGCCGAAGCCUGAGCCUAACGACAGCGAUAGCAUUGGUGGGGAGGACACUGAAGGUUCCGAUGAAGAAUUUAGCUCAGCAGCAUCAUCGAGGAAAACUACAGAUCCUGCCCAGCCACCUUCCAUGUCAAGGAAGGACUCUUUCGGAGAUCUGCUGAUGAACCUUCCCCGCAUUGCCUCAUUGCCGCAGUUCCUUUUCAAGAUACCAGAGGAUUCUGAGAACUGAAAAGCUGGAUAUCCUUCGCUCCUCAUUCCCUUAAAUGAGGGAAGCUGCUGUAAAAAAAGGAUUUGUACCUGAGCAAUAAUUAAGCCCCGACCCCCUCUCCCGUCUUUGGAUGAGAGCCGCUUCACUAGUGUUGAUCAUCCACCUUGUAAAUGUGUAAGCCAUUAGGUUGCCUCAGGUUGUGUCCAGGAUUGCUAUGGGGUCGUGGAGAAGUGUUCAUUGGUUCUUUUAACUUUGGCAUGCCCCUGUGCAAAA